AUGAGCAGGAAAGCUUGUUACGCUUUGAUCGGACGAAUCGACAGAUCUCUGUGGGAGGAUCCUGGCGUUGCGGAAGGAUACACGGAGCACGCCAAGCGAUUGUAUCCGGCAAUCUACCCUCCACCGCUUCCCGACUACUCCAGCGCGGACCUGCAUUUCCACGACCGCCAGUACCCGGACUACCAACUGCCGCCGGCCCACAACCGCCGGCGUCGUCGCGGUCAAGCUAGUCCUGCCGUGGGGCCGCCUUAUCGUCUCGAGGAGAGCCACUCGCCGCCGCCGCCUGCCCCAUCCAGUCCACCGGGGCUUCGAGAACGUCCGAGCAAACUCGAUUUGCCGCCGCGAGGGCAUCGCAAAUUUGUCCCGUACGCGGACGAGACGCCUUCGAAUUUGACGCCGUCGGACGCGAGUGACGACUCCAGUAGCUACCUCUCUGCGAGAGACAGCGGGGUUGCGAUGACGUCUGGUUCUGGUUCGAAUACGAGAUUUCGGUUCUCACCGCCUUUGAACGCGAGUGGUGUGGAGCUCGACAAAGCCGUUUGUGACCCUACAAAGCCGAUGCUGGAAACGCGUCCGUCAAAAUAUACUCAGUCCAAGAAUGUCAAAUUCCUUGAACGAAGGUAAUCGUAAAUGUGAUGCUUUCCGCGGUUUCCGUCGUCUGGUGAAUAAUUUUUUUUUCAUUACCCGACACUAAAGUCUUGAAGAUAGCCUCAUUUCACAGAUAAUUCCCGACAUUUUUCACUUUAUUCCUCUUCGGAGUUAACCAUUUGUUGUAUUCCAGUUUAUAUUGGGGGGGAAAAUAAUGCUGCCAAUUUUCUGGGUUGUCGCCUCGUUUGGUAGAAGUUUUGUACUGUAUGCUUAUUUUUGUGACGUACUUUUCAAAAGCAACGCCGAAAACGAAUAAAUUCGUUUCUGCGCAUGUACUUCGGUUGUCGACAUGGAAGAGCUUUCGAAUGAGCUGGCAUUUCCUGCAAAAUUUCCCUUCACGUGCUUGCGUGCGAUUCAUUUGUCGUUCGUUUUCACUUCAAUUGAUUUCUGAAGACGUCUUCCUCGGAACAUUCGUUAUGUACAUUGGCGAGCUCCAGAAACGAAUGGAAGAUACGAUUAUCCGUUUUUUUUUAUUCGUCUAUAAAUUCUUCAGAAUUGAACUUUGAAAUUCGUGGCCAGGAAUCAUUCUGAACGAUCACCGUGGAAAGCUGCUUCACGUGUGUGAUAGUCAAAUGAGUGUAGGAGCAGGUUUUACAUGCUUUAUCCUAGGCUCUCUCGCAAAUGCGGUGUAACACGCAUUAAUUACGGGUAAUGCUCACGGCUCUUCGUUUUCGUGCGCAAAAAAAAAAAACUGGAGUCCGCCUGUUCGGUCGUUUUUCUAGUUACAUUUAUUUUUUUCACGAGGUGUGAUAAACUAGCCUUCUGUUCUUCGUACACCGCUUUGAAGCAUUCCGUGUAUUGUAUUUUUCCAUAACUUGCUCGCUGAGUAAGAGAGAAGGAACCCCAUUUUUUUUCUCUGUUGAGAUGAAAAAAGGAUGCUUUUGUGCUUUGUUGUUGUUCGGCAUGACGAUCGAUGCAUUCCUAGACCUGUUGUGUUGUGUAACAUAUCCGAUAAACGAGAAAGCAGGAUCUGGGCCGUUCGCGAUCCCGGGGUGAAUGAAUGUGAUGCCAAGGGAGGCAGGUUAUUGAUAUUAUUCGUGCUUUUCUUUUUCCAUUCCGUCGCGGUUUGUGGGAAUCUCAAACGUGCCUGGUUGUUGUGGACCUGCGUUUUUUUGCCAGUUUGAUGCUGCUGUUUUUUUUUUUUUUUUUUUAAUGAAAACGUAUUUCGCAAUAAUCUGUGCGAGCUUGCAUCGCUGUUCAGCGUCAAUUUCCAUUCGGAUAUUUUUUAGAAUAGUGACAUGUGUCUCUCCAAAUUGGGCUGAAUUUUUAUGAUUGGAAAAUCUCCGUGUCAGUGUUGAAGUACGUUAUUGUUCCGGAUGCGAGUUCACAAUCGAAACGAGUGAGUGCUGAUGAAGAGAUGAACAUCAAGCUAAUGAAUACGGUACCUUUUUUAAAUUUCGCAUAAACUUUUAAGAAAAGGGCACUAUGAUGAAUUUUGAGACAUUUAACUUAAACUAAUCCAAGGUUGAGAAUCCAGAAUGCCGGAGUUCGCCAAGAGGCAUCUUAUACAGUACACAUUUUUACGACAUACUCACAAGAUUGCACAAUACGUGCUAAAAGAAAAAUCUGAUCAUUUAUUGAGACAGGUGACUUCAGAGGCAAUGUUGGAAAAAUGUACGUUAUGGUGACCAAUUUUUUACCCUUCUCUUUCGAAGAUAAUUUUUUUGUUCGGAGGUUAGGCAAAAAAGUCUCUUGAUAUCAAACAAAUUAUGCGAAGAUCAGUAAGCCUUGAUAUUGCUGCUUGUCUGUUGCAACUUCGAGCAUAAAUUAUUCAUCAGCAAUAUCUAAAUGAUACGCUAUCCGUGUAAUGACAUGAAAUGUAUUCAGCCUUUUAUUUAGUUAUGUUCAUGAAAACUCUUUUCAAUGUGUCUUCAUUCAUCAGUCACUCACGGUUUCAUUACUGUUGGCAAAAUGUGCAUUGCGAAAAAAUCCCACAGAAGCAUCGAAAUACCGUCGACUAUCAUUAGUUUAGCUUGAGUUUUAUUUUGGAUACUACUGUACGUUUUUCCUAAAUCUGGUGAUUAUUUUUGUUGAAAUCGGGCGGAAAUAAUAAUUCCGUGAAUUUAUCUUGGAGGGCACAUUGCUGGAACUAUCUUCGGAGAAGAUGUCGAUUGAAAGCAUGAACUAUUACGGAAAUUUUGAAGCCCUUCUUCUGAGCUUGUUGAAAUUCAAACUGUAUUUUGAUCAUUGCCUUCCCUCGCGUAGCUGAACAAGUGUAAUUUGUAUUGUAUUUUGUAGCAACGAUCUCAGAGAUGCCUUGGAGUGAAGUUUGUUUCUUUUUAAUAGUCAGCGUCUUGUGCCAUCCGUUUUUGCCCGUGCUUAAAAUGAAAAGGAAAGGAAGGUAAUCCUGGCAGGUUUUUUGACAAGUUUUUCUUGGAAUUUGAUCAAGUGCGAGCCGGAAAUCGUGGUUGUUGUGAUUGAACGGAAACAAUUUGUGUUGUUUUGUCAUGUGGAAUGGUAACUGACCCGAGGAUUCUCACGUGGUGGGUGCUUUUGACGCGUAUGCGAUUUUUUUGUUCGGCUUUCUUUACGUCAUUGAGUUAUAUUAUCUGGUCUUGAAUUCCAAGUUUUGAUGCUGUUUUAUUGAUGCCAUUCUCGUGUGUUUGUUUUUCAAUGAUCAAAAGGUAGCUUCGUUCGUUUAGUUCACGCCGUCUUUCAUUCUCCCCCCAUAAUUCGCGCUUAAAGUUUGUUCUAUUUAUUUUCUCCUGAAUGUGUUUCGUGUCGGAUUCUACGUGUUUAUGAAAACAGAACGUGAAGUACGGCAUGAAGGAACUGAUCGAGUUGUCGGGUGCCAACGGAACGAAAUUUAGAUGGCGGAUUACCCGCUGAUAUCCACGACA
Notodromas monacha is the source of this 3488-nucleotide messenger RNA. Lineage: Eukaryota; Metazoa; Arthropoda; Ostracoda; Podocopida; Cyprididae. The record is from the annotation of a GenBank genome assembly.